AUGGCGAAAACAACCCAAAAUGAUGCCGAUGAGGACGAGCUCCGCCGCAUGAAACUAGAAAUAGCCCUAGAAGUGAAAUCUCUCCGGCGCAUCAUCAGCGCUUAUCUCAAUUAUCCAGAGGCAGCCGAAGAAGAUGUUAGAAGAAACGAAAGGUCUUUCCAAAAGCUUCCCCAGGCCCAUAAGGAACUCUUGUCCCACCUUCCAUCUAAAUUUCAGAAGCUGAGAUGGUGCAUUUCGAAAAAUUCAUUUUUUAUUUUUGAAAUGCUCAAGGCAUUUGAACCCCCACUUGAUAUGAGUCAGGAUAUCGAUUUUUGUGAAAAAGAAUGUCAGAGGAAUGUUCAAAACGAUUCCAUCUUCACUGGGGAGACAACUCUUGGCUCUUGUAGGCUUCUGUCUGCAGAUGGAAAGGUUGUUUCCCACUCUAUAGCUGAUGCAGCCAAUCCCGUGAAUGUGAUUCGCAAUGCUCCAAAAGAGAUGAGUCCCCAUCAGUCUGAUGAACUAAAUGUUGGGAGCUGUUCCGUGGGCGAGCGCAAGGAAAAUGAAAAUUGUCCAACUGAUGGGUCGAAGUUUUCUUCUACUUGUUGUAAUGGAAAUGUUAUAUCUUCUAACCCUGAGUGGCUGGAUCCAUCAUUGCAGUUGCAUGUUCCUUUAGUUGAUGUAGAUAAGGUUAGGUGUAUCAUUAGAAACAUUGUACGAGAUUGGGCAUCUGAGGGAGAGAAGGAGCGGGAUCAGUGCUAUAAGCCCAUUCUGGAAGCACUUCAUAACUUAUUUCCCCAUCGCAAUGAGGAGAGUCCGCCAUCUUGUUUAGUUCCUGGUGCUGGACUUGGGAGACUAGCUCUAGAAAUUUCUCGUCUCGGGUUUAUGUGCCAAGGAAAUGAGUUUUCAUACUACAUGAUGAUCUGCUCAAGUUUUAUUCUUAACCAUACUCAGACUGCCGAGGAGUGGACAAUCUAUCCUUGGAUACAUAGUAAUUCCAAUUCCCUGUCUGACAGUGACCAGCUUCGUCCUGUUUCAAUUCCAGACGUACACCCAGCUACUGCAGGGACUACUGAAGGUUUUUCAAUGUGUGGCGGGGAUUUUGUUGAAGUAUAUAGUGACCCAAGCCAAAUAGGAGCUUGGGAUUCUGUGGUGACUUGCUUUUUCCUUGAUACAGCACAUAAUAUUGUAGAAUAUAUUGAAAUCAUAUCAAGAAUUCUCAAGGAAGGGGGGUUCUGGAUAAAUUUGGGUCCAUUACUCUAUCACUUUGCAGACACCUAUGGGCAGGAUGAUGAGAUGUCGAUUGAGCUCAGUUUAGAAGAUGUGAAAAGAGUUGCUCUUCAUUAUGGAUUUAAGUUUGAGCAAUCCUCAACCAUUGAGACAACCUACACGACAAAUCCUCGAUCUAUGAUGCAAAACCGAUACUUUGCUGCAUUUUGGAUAUUGCGGAAAAUUGCCCAGGGAAAGCAGGAAGCAAUUGAAACGGUGGAAUCAGCAAAGAAUAGAACUUCAAGUUUGUCAGCCGGCGAAAGUAGUCGACUCUUCAGGAUAGCUGCAACACCAGCUCGCAAAAGGCCAUGGCUGCUCCAACUGAAGCAACAAAGGUGGAGGAAUGGAAACCCCCGUUUAAUUUCCAAACAUGUCUCCGACUUCAAAUUUGCUCCCAAAGCUGCUGCUGCUGCUUCGUCUUCUCCAGCACCAGCCGACUACUCCGAGCAACUCUUGGGAGUGAAACCAGGGCCGGAUAGUCAAAAAAUCGCCGGCGUGGAUCAGGAAGAGUUGGAGGAUCCAUCUCCUUUGGCGGAUCCAGAUAACUUGUCAAAAGAUGCUAAUAACACUCAAAUAUCUGAAAACACUAAAAGAGUUGGCCUCGGUCUUCCUAUCAUUCUUUUCCAUGGUUUUGGAGCUUCUUUGUUUUCAUGGAAUCGAGUCAUGAAAUCUUUGGCCCGUGUCACUGGUUCAAAAGUUCUUGCCUUUGACAGGCCGGCCUUUGGCUUGACGUCAAGGGUGGAUCCAUCAAAUUAUUCACCCCCUGCCAGUGAAGAUACUAAACCUCUGAAUCCAUACUCAGUGAUGUUUUCAGUUCUGGCAUCACUAUUUUUUAUGGAUUUCUUGGCAGCUGACAAAGCUAUUCUAAUGGGGCACUCAGCUGGUUCCUUGGUAGCUGUUGAUACUUAUUUCGAGGCACCUGAGCGAGUAGCUGCUAUGGUUCUUGUUGCUCCAGCAAUUUUUGCGCCUCUCACGCCACAGAAUUUACCUAAAGAUGAUCAGAGAGAUCGAAACAAUCAGAAACCAGAACAGUCAGAGUCCAUCAAUCGUCAGAAUCCAAUAAUUGCAAUUUUCAGCACCUUGUCAAAGUUUGCCAAAUAUAUUGUGCAGUCAAUAAUGCAAAUUUUUAGAAGCAUGGGAGAUAUGAUAAAUUCUCUUUACAAGAAGGCCUUAUCUACAUUCCUCCGAUCCGCUAUUGGUGUGCUGCUGGUGAGGUGGAUAAUUGAUAAAUUUGGCACUGCCGCUGUUCGAAAUGCAUGGUAUGAUUCAAAUCAAGUUACUGAUGAUGUGUUGCAAGGUUAUGUGAAGCCACUGAGGGUGAAAGGUUGGGAUAGGGCUCUUGUGGAAUAUACUGUGGCAAUGCUUACAGAUAAUUCUUCUCAAUCAAAGCCCUCGCUGGCGAGAUUGAGUGAGAUUUCAUGUCCAGUCCUUAUUGUUACUGGAGAUAGCGACCGGCUAGUUCCUCCUUGGAAUUCUCAAAGGCUGUCAAAAAUCAUUCCAGGAUCACGCCUAGAGGUAAUCAAGAAUUGUGGCCAUCUACCACAAGAAGAGAAGGCCGAAGAGUUUGUAUCAAUCGUGGAGAAAUUUCUUCGACGAGCAUUCGGUGCUUCAGAGGAGCAGCAGUAUUUGCAAGCAGUGACUUGA
This is a messenger RNA of Oldenlandia corymbosa var. corymbosa, 2889 nucleotides long. NCBI's taxonomy places the organism in Eukaryota, Viridiplantae, Streptophyta, Magnoliopsida, Gentianales, Rubiaceae. The record is from the annotation of a GenBank genome assembly.